Molecule: messenger RNA, 2739 nt
Organism: Pelobates fuscus (common spadefoot toad)
Lineage: Eukaryota; Metazoa; Chordata; Amphibia; Anura; Pelobatidae
Product: zinc finger protein 391-like
Exons: 6
Coding region: 586-2418 (610 amino acids)
Biological process (GO): regulation of transcription by RNA polymerase II
Molecular function (GO): DNA-binding transcription factor activity, RNA polymerase II-specific; RNA polymerase II cis-regulatory region sequence-specific DNA binding
Source: RefSeq, a predicted model, not a curated record
UGCAGGAUUAACCCAAGCCUACGAGCAGUCUUCCUGGUAGCCACUAGUAUCACUCCCAUGUUGAGACCCGAUACAAGCUCCUAGUGUAGCAUUUGAUGGUCGCACAGCGGCGAUUUAGCUCACAUGUGCACUAGUCUCCUAAUAUUCCCCCCAAGGAGGCGGGACGGCGGUGGAGAGAGUAGUACAGCAUUGAGGAAAAGCCUGACAGUGCUAUUGGCCCGCUGCCUUCCUCUGCCCUUUGUCCUCCUCCCGACAUGAUGCCCAGGAGCUACAUCACUCAGUAGAAGACACGCAAGCCUUGUAGAUGGGGCGAUGGAAAGGUAAGAAUGCUGGGAAGUUUAUACUUGACAAAGGAAGUGCCCUGAGCUCCACCGUUUGUCAAGCAUAGGCAAAAUACAUCAUGCAGAGCAGGCCUUAUUUUGUCUCAUGUAUUUUAGGUGAAAUAGGAGAGAUAUGAAGACCAGAAUGGGAGACAGGAAGAAAGGAAGAAUCGAGUAAUGUUACAGAUUGGUGGUGGUCACUUUAGUCUCUCCCUUCCACAAGGAUCAUAUUCCACUCUCAGAGCAUCUUAAUAACUCUGUGACAAUGUGCAAGGACAGAAACCGGAUGACUGAGAAGAUCGUGGACCUAACCUUGGAGAUCAUCUACUUGCUGACUGGAGAGCAUUAUGGCAAGAGGUCGGGAGAGUGUGUCAAGCGUAGCAGCAGUCCCCAUAUAUCGGAUGUAUCCUGUUCUGCUUCAGUGUCUCCACCUCACUUAUUGUUACAUGAGAGGAACAAUGAGAAGAAGAUCCUGGAACUGACCAAUCAGAUCAUCCAGCUGCUGACUGGAGAGGUUCCUAUAAGGUGUGAGGAUGUCACUGUCUAUUUCUCCAUGGAGGAGUGGGAGUAUCUAGAAGGACACAAGGAUCUCUAUAAGAAUGUAAUGAUGGAGGACCACCUGCCACUCAUCUCACUUGAUAACACUGCCAGCAAAUCUGUACCUGAUGUCUUUCAUACCCCCGUUUCAUUGCCCGGUAUUGAAACCGAGGAUAAAACCGAAAAUAAAACCUAUAAGGGGGGAACAUGUUUGAAAAUCCAUCAAGAAAGUGAAAGACACACUAAUUCUGUAGCAUGCAUGAAAAAGAAAUGUGACUCACUUGAAGAAAGAAACCUCACUGAUGUGGACGUUUAUACAACAGAACACACAGAGACAGAAUAUACAUCUUCUCUUAUUAAGGACGAAUUGGUCCAGUCUAAGGAAGACAAUAUUACAGAUGGUGACAUGGACAUUAAUACACUGACAUCUACUUGUAUUAAGGAGGAAUCAGACUCAUGUGAAGAAGGGAGUCUCACAGACACUGACGUUUAUACACCCACAGUACAUACACACACAGAAAAUCCUUUUACUCAUAUUAAGAAGGAAUCCGUGUCAUGUCAAGAAGGAGAUAUGGCAGAUAUGGUUACUUAUACUGAAGGUUCUCUAAAAGACAAUCAAAUUUCACCCAACACAGCACCUAAUGUGCCUUUUAUUGAACCUAGGAAACAUGGCCAUAAUGCUAAUAUUAAAUCUGGUAAGUUUUCCCAGUGCACACUGAACACAGAGGCAAGAUCCAGCUGUUCAGGGGGUCAAAAAGGUCACAAGAUGUCUUCUUCUGAAACUGAGAAAGUCUUCUCAGAUUCUCAUUCUGUCCUACAUGAGACAGAUUGUAGAGGAAAGAAACGAUUGUCAUGUUCUGAAUGUGGGAGGGGAGAGAAACGAUUCUCAUGUCCUCAGUGUGGUAAGAAGUUUGGGCAGAUGUCCAAUUUGGUAAUCCACCAGAGAAUACACACAGGCGAGAAACCAUUCUCAUGCUCUGAGUGCGGAAAACAGUUUAACCAAAAGCCUCAUCUUAUGCGGCAUCAGAAGAUUCACACAGGAGAAAAGCCAUUCAUAUGCACUGAAUGUGGGAAAUGUUUUGGCCAGGUCACUCAGCUUAUUUCACAUAAGAGGAUUCACACAGGAGAGAAACCGUAUUCUUGUUCUGAGUGUGGAAAAUGUUUCAGCAAUAACACAAGUAUUGUUCUACACAGAAGGAAACACACUGGUGAGAGACCAUUUAUAUGCUCUGAGUGUGGGAAAUGUUUUAUCAGUAGUGCAAGUCUUUCUGUGCAUAGACGAACUCACACCGGAGAAAGACCGUAUGCGUGUUCCGAGUGUGGGAAAGCAUUUAGCAAAAGCUCGAGUCUUGUUGUGCAUAAACGGAUUCACACUGGAGAGAAACCAUACUCAUGCUCUCAAUGUGGGAAAAGUUUUAGCCGAAGCUCAACUCUUGUUACACAUAAAAAGACACAUACGGGAAAUAACCUGUACACGUGUUCGGAAUGUGGGAAAUGCUUUAUCACACAUUCAUCUCUCACAAAACAUCAUAAAACUCACACGGGUGGAAAGCCAUGCUGAUGCAUUAUGGGAUGUACUCCUAACCAGACUACCACCAGUCCUGAAAUGAUUACUGUAGACAAGGAAACAUUAUGAAAAUUUUUCAAGUCUGAGCUUUUCCGAGUGGCAUUGAUCGUUAGCAGAUUUGUGGAUUACAACUUGCUCUUAGAGACUCACAUAAACUGAUUUCUCAAUUCACCCAUGUUUGACAGCUGUUACAACGUAGACAUUAUUAACUUACCAUAAUCAUGGGUUAAAAGAGUGGUAUUUUAACUUAGAGAGGUGUCUCCCCACCCCCCAACUGAAGAACACCUUGCAUUGUGAAAGUAUACAAACUGUGAA